Messenger RNA from Parasteatoda tepidariorum (common house spider), 801 nucleotides. RefSeq names its product astacin-like metalloprotease toxin 5. Gene Ontology annotation, molecular function: zinc ion binding; metalloendopeptidase activity. Lineage: Eukaryota; Metazoa; Arthropoda; Arachnida; Araneae; Theridiidae. The record is from RefSeq and is a predicted model, not a curated record. Gene Ontology annotation, biological process: proteolysis.
ACCUUUAUCUCCUUCUUAAUUUUACAAACAUGGAGAUUACUCUGUUAUUCAUUGGCUUAUUCACUGUUACUUUAGCUGAAUUUAUUCAGCUAAGUCCAGAUCAGGAAAAAGAAGCUACUUUGGCUCUUGAAAAUCCUGAUUUAUAUGAGGGUGAUAUAGCUGGUAUUGAUGGAUCUUUGGACAUUGAACGAAACGCUAUCCCUUAUAUUAGGAGGAGAUGGCCAAACGCGACAAUUCCUUACGUCAUACACUCUUCGUUAAGACGUAGAGAAGCCUUAAUCAUGAGAGCUAUGGAUAAUUACCAUAAUAACACCUGUGUUCGAUUUGUUCCAAGAACAGACGAAAGGAACUAUGUCAUACUCUUUUCAGGGCAAGGGUGUUAUUCUUGCGUGGGAAAAAUUAAUGGCCAGCAGAGAUUAUCACUUGGUAACGGCUGUCACUACUUUGGUACAAUAAUCCAUGAGUUGGGACACGCAGUUGGAUUCGAUCACGAACAUAACAGAUCAGACAGAGAUGAGUACUUGAUAAUUUAUUUGGAAAAUGUUGCAAAAAGUCGUCAGAAGAACUUCCGAAAGCUUAGUCCACAAGGGAAUAUCUUGUACAAUACAUUUGAUUACGACUCCAUCAUGAUUUACGAUAGCAAAGCCUUCUCCAUGAAUGGAAAGGACACGAUGGUGGCCAGAAAUGGACAGAGAUUAUUUCACGCAUUCAAAAAGCCGGGAAUGACCAAAAGUGAUAUUGAAAGAGUAAACAAACUGUACAAAUGUGAAUCUUAUUAAUAAAUGAUAAGAAUAUAAUGUU